This is a messenger RNA of Rattus norvegicus (Norway rat), 2453 nucleotides long. RefSeq names its product ubiquitin-conjugating enzyme E2D 2 (gene Ube2d2). Gene Ontology annotation, biological process: protein ubiquitination. The record is from RefSeq and is marked validated. The transcript is spliced from 7 exons. Bases 405 to 848 code for a protein of 147 amino acids. Lineage: Eukaryota; Metazoa; Chordata; Mammalia; Rodentia; Muridae. Gene Ontology annotation, molecular function: ubiquitin conjugating enzyme activity.
GCGCGUCCCUUAGUCCACCUGCACCAGGCAGGAAAGCAGGCUUCCCUGGCUUCGCCACCGUAAGUCGCUCGGCGAUCCUGGAGCUUGGGGCUCUUCCUCCCAGGCGGAGGGAUCCACGGCAGCCGAGGAGGCGGCGCUGAGCCUACGAGGAAGAGGCAGGCUACGGCGGCGGCGGCUGUGGCAGCAGCGCAUAAAGGGGCCGCCGCCGGGUGAUGCGGUGACCGCUGCGGCAGGCCCAGAAGCUGAGUGGGCCUCGGCCCUCAGCUCGUCGUAUCCGCGCUCCGGAGCUCCCCGUUCUCCGGUCGACUCGCGACCGCUCGGGCGGUCUCAAGCCCCUUAGCCCCUUCCCCGUCCCUCCCCCGUCCCCGUCCCCGCCCCGGGGCCAGCCGCCACCGUUUCCCACCAUGGCUCUGAAGAGAAUCCACAAGGAAUUGAAUGACCUGGCUCGAGAUCCUCCAGCACAGUGUUCAGCAGGUCCUGUUGGAGAUGAUAUGUUUCAUUGGCAGGCUACAAUAAUGGGGCCAAAUGACAGCCCCUAUCAGGGUGGAGUAUUUUUCUUGACUAUUCAUUUCCCAACAGAUUACCCCUUCAAACCGCCUAAGGUUGCAUUUACAACAAGAAUUUAUCAUCCAAAUAUUAACAGUAAUGGCAGCAUUUGUCUUGAUAUUCUACGGUCACAGUGGUCUCCAGCACUAACUAUUUCAAAAGUACUUUUGUCCAUCUGUUCUCUGUUGUGUGAUCCCAAUCCAGAUGAUCCUUUAGUGCCUGAGAUUGCUCGGAUCUACAAAACAGAUAGAGAAAAGUACAACAGAAUAGCUCGGGAAUGGACUCAGAAGUAUGCGAUGUAAUUAAAGAAAUUAUUGGAUAACCUCUACAAAUAAAGCUAGGGGAACUCUGAAAGAGAGAAAGUCCUUUUGAUUUCCAUUUGACUGCUUUCUAUGAGCCCACGCCUCAUCUUCCCCUGUGCACAUGUUUACCUGACACAGCAGUGCUGCGUGUUGUACAUACUUGGAACAACAAACUAGAAAUACUGUACUUCUGUACCAACAUUGCCUCCUAGCAGAGAAGUGUGUGUGUGAGAAGCCAGUUCUCCGGGCGUAACCUAGGUGUGAGACUAAAAGCUUUCCUUAUUGACUUAACUUUGGAUAAUGGCAAGAUGUGAUGGGUAGUGGGUACACAGCGUGUGCUUGAAUGGGAGGAAAAAGCUCCAGUGACCCAUAGGAGAUGGUCCUUAAGUGGACUCCAUCUAAUCCCCUAACAGUCGUGAACAGCAUGGUGAAGAGCGUGAAGCUGUUUCUGUAUUCCUUUCAUCCUGAAAGACCUACAGCUUAGGAGAAAGUUAUGACCAAGCAGAGUAAACUACAUGCUGUAUUUUAAGGUCUAAGUUUAACUGAUCAACAUUUAAAUGGACUGGAGCUGUUAGUACAUAAAGUGUGAUGGACUUUGUUCCCAACACUUUCAUAUCUCCCUGCCCUUUCAGCCUUCCUCCUUUUAGCCCCUUUCCAUAAUCUUUGGUUUGUAUGUGGUUUCUCAGUUAAUACAUAGCUAAUAGCUCUUAUUUUUCUUAUGUUUUUAACUGCUUUAGGCCUAUUUCGAUGUAAGGGUGAACAUUCAUUUGAUGGAAACACUUGUGUAUAUUUAAAGACCCAGUUGCUCCUCUGGAGCUUGUACGUUCAAGAAUGAUUAAUCUGUGUAAUAAACUGAUUACUACAGUCAUUACAUAUAAUUUUGUGUGAAUAGGCUUUUUGAUUUAAAAACUUGGUCUAGCUAAGAUUAGUGGUGGAUUUUUCCUCAUCCCUGAAAUGUUUUCAUUUAUAUUUGUUGCAUUUCAAAAUCAUGAAACAAUUCCAGUUUACAUACUAAAAGAGAUGUGAGAGUAAUUUUAUUAAACAAGAUAGAGGCGUAAGCUUAAAGGCAUUUUCAUGAAACUUACAUGUGCACCAUUCCAGGAACAUGACUGUUAAACUAAAGAAAUUUGCUUUGUUAGUGAAAGUGAGCAGCACUUCACUAGAACCUUACGACAGUCUCUUGGUACAUAGGACAUAGGACACAAGGUGUUGCUGUUGAUGAGCUAAUUGAUUGUAACUAUAACGAGUAACUGACCAAACCUGGGAAACAUGAGCACAAUCUUGUAUCGGAGAGUCUACGUUAUUACUUUGCACUAACAUUUGCAGGAUGUCCAUUGGUUUUAAAUUGUACUGUAUGUGGCUUUUUGAAGUCUUCCUUUGACUCUAGUAAAAUGUAGUUUGGAAUUUGUAAACAACUGUUAAUCCAGAAACAUUCAUGUGAACUAGGCAAGUUAUCUCCCCUCAUCCCUUUUCCUAACCUAAAUGUAAGCCAGGCCAGCUUGAAGGCCAUGGCUGACGCUCUCUAGUCAUCAGGUUCUUUGAAAUGCAUCUUUACACUCUUGCACAAAAAUUGAGGAAUAAAUGACCACUGCUUUUGGUUUUAAA